GAGGAACCCGACCAGGCCGCUUCCUCCAGAGAAUCUUCCCCAGAGCCACUGGACACCACACAGUCCUUCAUGCACACGGAUUCCAGCUUCAUGGCCUCUGAGGAGAGCACGGGAGAGAGCACCAGACUAGUUGAGCCGAAAUCCUCCGGGGCAGGGAGAGAACUGGGCGCCCCCGAACAAGCAGAGAGCCAGUUGACAGAGCAGCAAGAGGGGGACGUUCCAACAGAGCUGAAGGAAGCAGUCCUACCACCGGAAUAUCUCCACGUGGGCAUCCGCAGCAGAGAGACUCCAACACUGCUUGUGCCCAGCCCCUCAGGGGUGUCUUCAGCAGAGCACAGCCUGGCCCCAGAGCCCCCUGAGCACAGUCUGGCUUUGUGUUUGCACUAUUCCUCCCUGCGAGAAGCUCCACGUUCCACUUGCUCAGCGCGCAGCAGAUUAAGAGCUGACGUGCCAGUGCCUAACAAUCAGCAGCUGCUCUUCACAGCUUCUGAGGAGGAGAUCUACAUCGGCGAGCCUGCUGUUCGUGACCAGCCCCCCGCAGAGCCUGGGGACGGCUGUCCCAGCACAAGCCAGGAAGCAGAGGGUCCUGCUGAAUAUUCAGCGCCAACAAAAACGGGCCCUGACUCGCUGGAAUCCAAAGCCGUCAUUGCAGAAAGCCUGUCGGUCAGCCUUGGCUUGCUUGAGCCAUCUGGUGCCUUGGUGGAGAACCCUGCUGACCCUCCAGCAGCAUCUCGUGAGCGGCAGCAAAUCACCGCCAUGUUACAAGGCUCCUUCGGGAACCUCCAGACCUCCCAGCUCAAAGUGGGGCCUCUUUGUCCUGUGAGCAGCCAGAUGGUGACAGAAGCACAAAGUGUCCUUGCCAGCCUCAAGGAGAGGGUCUUGAAGAGCUCCUCGGAAGAGGCCACCCCAGACUCCUUGGGGGCCAGCGAAGCACAAGACUGGGUGGUCGAAGUUCAGCCUGAACCUGAAACACCCACUCAUGAACUUGCCGCUGGCAGUGCCACCCAGCAGCCCAGCGAGGACCAGGGUACUCUGCAAUCCUCCGAGGCCGAGUGUGCCUCAGAACAAGCACAACUGGAGAGCAUCUGUGAGACGCUGCUUGCAGCAGAGGUGACGCCCAGCCCUGUGCUGCUCACUUCCUCCAUGGGCAGCAGUGAGUCCGUGACCCCUGUGCUAGAGGAACAGGAUCUCUCAGCAGAGGAAGACUCUGGCCUGCACAGUGAAGGGCCCUUGGAGGAAGAGGCCAUCCAGGCUUCCUCUGGAACUCCUGCCAAAGACCAGGACCAGAGGUCACUGAGCCUGGAGGAGCCUGCCAAGCUGGGGAUCUCACCCAGGGAGGAAGAGCCCUGGGAGAGCCCUGGGGAGGCAGGUGUAGAUGGGGCCAUGCCAGAGGCCAGCCAAGCAGGACACCUGCAGAGUCCACAGCAUCCAGCAGACGGAGGUAAUCAGCAAAGCCAAAUCCCAUUAGAUGAUACUGAAAGCAGCAGAGAGAAUGAGACGCUUCCAACUACAGAAGCAACUGGUCCAUUGAUACUCCGUUCCUCUCCUUCUCCUGAGCCCUCAACAGCUUCCCUACCAAGUGAUUCCCAGCCUCCCAAGUCUCCUCCACCAGAGCCUUGCCCCAUCCCUGCGGCUGCUCCUCUCCAGCCAGGUCGGCCUGCCUCUCCUGAAGCCACUGUGGAGGAUGCACCUUCUCCUGAGCCCUCGGCAGUAUCCCUGGCAAGUGAUUCCAAGUCUCCUCCACCAGAACCCUGCCCCAUCCUUGCAGCUGCUCCCCUCCAGCCAGGUCAGCCUGCCUCUCCUGAAGCCACUGUGGAGGAUGCACCUUCCCCUCCUCCUUGCUCUGAACUCAUAGAAGUGCCUCCUGCUUUAUCCUUCCUGCCACCUUGCUCAGAGGAUCCUAUCCAAGGCCAAAAAGACACCUCAGGGCUCCCCGCAUCUGACACGCUCUCUGUCGCAGAGGAUGCUCACGCUGAAGACCAGCCAUCUCUCCUGCUGGAUUCCAGGAAAUAUUUAGAAGCUUUGGAGAGCUCUGUGUCCCCGGUCCCAUGCAGAGACCCCUUCCUCAGCACCCAGGAUUCCCGAGGGAGGCCCCAGCUCCCGGGGAACAAAGACGCCAGAGGGAGGGGUUCCGCCUCCGCAGAAGAGAGGCGAGCCCACCGCGGCUCCAUCCAGUCGGAAUCAAGCUCUUCCAGCGAGAGCGAGCUGCCCUACCGCUGCCCGGAGAUCGAGAGCCUGCGCGAGGCGGCUGGCAUGGCGCUGCUGGAGGACAAGCCGCUGGUGGGGCAGAGAAGCUGUGAAGUUAACCAUAAAGGCUCUUGUAACGACUCGGAGAGCAACGAUGAGUCUAUUCCGGAGCUGGAGGAGCCGGACAUCUCCGAACCCCGGACAGCUCAGACUCAGGCACAGCUAACGCACUCGCUGAGCACCGGGGAGGAAACAAUCAGCAAAGCCAAGCAGAGCCGGAGUGAGAAGAAAGCCAGAAAGGCCAUGUCCAAGCUGGGGCUGCGUCAGAUUCACGGCGUCACCAGGAUCACGAUCCGGAAGUCCAAGAACAUCCUGUUUGUGAUAACCAAGCCGGACGUGUUCAAGAGCCCGGCUUCCGACAUCUACAUAGUGUUUGGCGAGGCCAAGAUCGAAGACCUGUCGCAGCAGGUGCACAAGGCAGCCGCGGAGAAGUUCAAGGUGCCGAUGGAGCACUCGCCUUUGAUCACAGAGACGGCCCCGGCCCUCACGAUCAAAGAGGAGAGCGAGGAAGAGGAGGAGGUUGAUGAGACUGGCCUGGAGGUGAGAGAUAUCGAGCUGGUGAUGGCCCAGGCCAACGUGUCGCGUCCCAAAGCCGUGCGGGCGCUCAGACACAACAACAAUGAUAUAGUCAACGCCAUCAUGGAGCUGACCAUGUAGCUGCUGGCCCGGAUGUGCAAACAGACCCACCCCCUCUGUAUAGAUGCACAGUUACUCCUAUACAGUACAGCUGGUAUUAAAUACUCUCUAGAACUGCAAAUAUUCCUACUAGUCUACAUCUCUCAUGCUGCUCAAUAAAACGGCCUCAUGUAUUCACUUGAAACGCA
Trachemys scripta elegans is the source of this 3071-nucleotide messenger RNA. RefSeq names its product NAC-alpha domain-containing protein 1-like. Gene Ontology annotation, cellular component: cytoplasm; nascent polypeptide-associated complex. The transcript has 8 exons. NCBI's taxonomy places the organism in Eukaryota, Metazoa, Chordata, Testudines, Emydidae. Bases 70 to 2904 code for a protein of 944 amino acids. Gene Ontology annotation, biological process: protein targeting to membrane. The record is from RefSeq and is a predicted model, not a curated record.